UACACAGAUUUAGGUCUGCCGUUGAUCGUCCGUCAUUCUACGGCGAGCUUUUCAAUGACGAUGAAGAUGACGUAAGCUGCUUUUGAUUAGGUGAUAUUAUCGUCAUCAAUCGAAAUGCAUAUGAGAUUUGUCGAUGGAAAGCAACAGCAGCAGCAGCAGCAGGUUGCCUGACCUUUCCGAUCAAAACAACAACAAAACGACGCCGUCUUCCUUUAACUCUGUCCUCCUCCGUGAUGUUCAAGCCGCCGUCAAACGACAUCGUGUGAUACCACAGUUAAACAAUGUCCACGUAAGACGGUCAGUGGUUCCUCAAAGGGAAACAUCGAAGAGCUCUGGCCUGAUGAUAGAUUCCAAAGCAGAUGAAGCUCCUAAACAACUAUGCGAUUGUAGAAAUAACAAUAUGGUUGAUUGGCCCUGCUUAAAAUGUAAACAUGUUCUAGAUGGCCCCAAAAAGGUUCGGUUUGCCUCGGGAAAGAGUGCACAAUCUCAUGAAAUAGAAUACGGCGUAAAUAAUCAACUGGAUGUCUCAACUGCUCCCUGCCAUGAUGUGAUUAACCAGAGUUUCUAUAACAUGGAAGUUGAUCUUGGCUCAAGGUCUAAUGAUGAAACAUCCUCUUUGGUGGUAAAAGGAACAACAGUAGUUCAGACUCAAGUUGACCCUAUAAAAAACUUUCUGCAGCGUGACUUUGGCCACCAAAUGACUUCAUCUUCUGUUGUUGGCUCAAAUUGUACUGCAACAACAUUAUUGAAUUCGAUAAAUGCUCCCAUGCUUAGUUCAACAACCCGGAACUCCCAGCCUUCUCAUCAUGGUAGCUCACAUGUUGGCAGUUCAUCUGAUUUGGACUAUCAACAGAUGAGGCCAAUUGAUAAUAUCAAAAUAUCAGCUGAUCAGAAUCUUUCUGCUGCAGUGGACCCUAAUCCCAAUAACAAAUGUGUGCUCCCGACGAAUCCACAGGGCAAAGAAACAGGGUCAAGUGGUAUGCCUAAUGAUUCUCUUCUGCUUGUUGACAAGUCAACCAAAAGAGAAAGUGAUUUUAUGGAUUUACAGUUCCAAGCUCCCAUAUCAAAUGAUCAAAUGUACGACGUGAAGCAGGUACCCGUGGAGUCUGCAAAAAAUGAAAAGCCUGCUUCCAAGAAAGAUGUGUCAGCACCUCGUAAGAGAAAUAAUGACCAUGAUUCGUAUUUCAAGGUUAACGGAAAGCACUACCAGAGGCUUGGAAAGAUUGGCUCUGGAGGAAGCAGUGAAGUCCACAAAGUCAUUUCUCAAGAUUGCACAAUCUAUGCAUUAAAACGGAUAAAGCUUAAAGGUCGUGAUUAUGCAACCGCAUAUGGUUUUUGUCAGGAAGUUGUAUAUUUAAACAAACUCAAGAAAAAGGACCACAUUAUCCAACUCAUUGAUUAUGAGGUGACAGAUAAGGCGUUGCUCAAGGAAGUCAUGAGUGGUUCUAUGAGUAACAAGGAUGGCAGAGUGAAGGAUGAUGGUUUGAUAUACAUGGUUCUAGAGUACGGUGAAAUUGAUUUAGCUCACAUGCUGUCCCAGAAAUGGAAGGAACUGGACAAUUCCAGCUCAACAAUAGAUGAGAAUUGGCUUCGUUUUUACUGGCAGCAAAUACUUUUAGCUGUUAAAACAAUACACGAGGAACGUAUUGUGCACUCAGACUUGAAGCCAGCUAAUUUUCUUCUUGUUAGAGGUUCACUGAAGCUAAUUGAUUUUGGUAUAGCAAAAGCUAUCUUAAGCGACACCACAAAUAUUCAACGAGAUUCUCAGGUGGGUACACUGAGUUACAUGUCCCCCGAGGCAUUCUUGUGCAACGAAACAGAUGCUAAUGGAAAUAUAAUAAAAUGUGGCCGUCCAUCAGAUAUUUGGUCACUUGGUUGUAUUCUUUACCAAAUGGUAUAUGGAAGAACACCCUUUGCUGACUACGCUACCUUCUGGGCUAAGUUGAAAGUUAUCACAGACCCGAAUCAUGAGAUACAUUAUGAACCACUAUCAAAUAUUUGGCUUCUUGAUCUGAUGAAGAAAUGCCUAGCAUGGGAGCGCAAUGAAAGAUGGACCAUUCCACAACUUCUUCAACAUCCCUUUCUUGUCCCCCCAAGUCCGACUGCAGUGUCUAACCGUAAUAUACUUCAGUUAGUUGCUGAUUCUUGCAUUGAAGAUCCAAACCUACUUGAUGAAAUUUCAAAACUUUGUCUUCAACUUAAGGAGCAGCGAUCUAACUCAGAAUGUGAUUGAUGUAGAUAGAGGCCAGGCUCAUUUGUGUCUAGAUUCUGCUGGGUGAAUUAUGUUUCUACAUUAGGUGGAUAGACAAUGAUAUGACAGUUGAUUAGGUAGAUUUACUGUUUAUAUUGUAUUAUGAAACAGUUGAUGGGAAAUCGGAAAACAUGUGAUGAUCUUGCACAUUGAGCUUGCCUCAUUAAUGAAGGUUAUGUAACACUAGCAUAUCGAUGCUUGUAUGUUUUGGAAAUCGUUAGUGUAUUUAAAAGUUGGAAUUUAAGUGUGUAUUUUUAUGA
Molecule: messenger RNA, 2511 nt
Organism: Erigeron canadensis
Lineage: Eukaryota; Viridiplantae; Streptophyta; Magnoliopsida; Asterales; Asteraceae
Product: serine/threonine-protein kinase MPS1
Exons: 6
Coding region: 134-2233 (699 amino acids)
Biological process (GO): mitotic spindle assembly checkpoint signaling; protein localization to kinetochore; chromosome segregation
Cellular component (GO): nucleus; kinetochore; spindle
Molecular function (GO): ATP binding; protein serine/threonine kinase activity; protein serine/threonine/tyrosine kinase activity
Source: RefSeq, a predicted model, not a curated record